Messenger RNA from Hibiscus syriacus, 2029 nucleotides. RefSeq names its product vacuolar protein 8-like. Bases 212 to 1882 code for a protein of 556 amino acids. The record is from RefSeq and is a predicted model, not a curated record. NCBI's taxonomy places the organism in Eukaryota, Viridiplantae, Streptophyta, Magnoliopsida, Malvales, Malvaceae. The transcript is spliced from 2 exons. Gene Ontology annotation, molecular function: protein binding.
UGUUACAUGUUUUGUUUAAAAGAUCAUAAUUUUUUUAGUUGGCAUUUAAUGAUCACUUGCUAAAGCAGAGGGUUUCCUGAGGGCUUCUUUUGGUACUUCAAUUUCCAGUGAACCAGCUUUUGUGUGGUUGGACAAGAUUCUCUAGAAACUCUCCUUUUUGUUUUUCUUUAAUACUCUGAUGAUCAUUUUGAUCCAAAUUCAUAUCUGAAUCAUGGGAGAUGGUACGCGAAAUGGGGUCUCGGCCGAUGAAUGCUUAUCGUGUGCUCAAGAGCUUGUUCCGAUGGCACUUGAUAAGGCAAGGGAGGUGAAAGUGUUCCCCGGUAGGUGGAAGAUGAUAAUUUCCAAACUGGAGCAGGUCCCUUCACGGUUAUCGGAUUUGUCGAGCCAUCCUUUCUUUUCGAAGAACACUCUAUGUAAGGAGCAACUGCAGGCCGUGUCGAAGACGUUGAAGGAAGCGAUCAAAUUGGCGGAUUCAUGUUUGAAGGAGAAGUAUGAAGGGAAGCUUAAGAUGCAGAGUGAUCUGGAUGCAUUAUCUGGGAAAUUGGAUCUGAAUUUAAGGGAUUGUGGACUUUUGAUCAAGACCGGUGUACUCGGGGAAGCUACUUUGUCUGUGUCUUUGGUCGGUCCAUCCUCGUCGGAAUCGGAGAUUGUGACGCAGGCUCAUCUAAAGGAACUGCUUGCACGUCUUCAUAUAGGGCACUUGGAAGCAAAGCACAAAGCGCUUGACAGCCUCGUUGAGAUCAUGGAGGAGGAUGAAAAGGGUGUAUUGUCUGUUAUGGGACGGAGUAAUAUUGCUGCUUUAGUCGAGUUGUUAACCGCGACUUCGCCUCGUAUUCGGGAAAAGACUGUAACUGCAAUCUGCUCGCUUGCAGAAUGCGGGAGUUGUGAGAGCUGGCUUGUUUCGGAAGGUGUUUUGCCACCUCUUAUCAGGCUUGUUGAAUCUGGUAGCACAGUUGGUAAAGAGAAGGCAAUAAUUUCGCUGCAGAGAUUAUCGAUCCCGACCGAAACAGCCCGAGCAAUUGUCGGACAUGGUGGGGUUCGACCACUAAUCGAAACCUGCCGAACUGGAGGCUCGGUUACACAGGCUGCAGCCGCUAGUACAUUGAAAAACAUAUCAGCCGUUCCCGAGGUUCGACAAGUACUAGCAGAGGAAGGAAUAAUAAAGGUAAUGAUCAAUCUCCUUGAUUGUGGAAUUUUGUUGGGUGCCAAAGAAUAUGCUGCAGAAUGCCUGCAGAACCUUACUGCCAGCAAUGAGAAUCUGAGAAGGUCCGUCAUAUCAGAAGGUGGAAUUCGAAGUCUAUUGGUAUACCUCGAUAGUCCUUCGCCCCAAGAAUCCGCAGUUCGAGCCUUGAGGAACUUGGUAGGCUCGGUAUCCAUAGAAGUUCUUAAGUCACUCGGCUUCCUCCCUCGAUUAGUUCAUGUGCUUAAAUCCGGAUCGCCGGGUGCACAACAAGCUACCGCAUCGGCAAUUUGUCAAGUAUGCGGAACGAGCGAAACCAAAAAGCUCGUGGGUGAAGCCGGUUUCAUUCCUCAUCUUAUCAGAAUGCUCGAGGCUAAAUCAAGCAAUGCUAGAGAAGUAGCUGCUCAAGCCCUUUCAAGCUUGGUAACCGUCUCCCAAAAUUGCAGAGAAGUGAAAAGGAAUGAUCAAAGCGUGCCGAAUCUAGUCCAGUUGCUCGAUCCGAGCCCGCAAAACACUGCAAAAAAGUACGCAGUGUCAUGCCUAUCAUCUCUUUCAUCAAGUAAGAAAUGCAAGAAGCUUAUGAUCGCAUACGGAGCGAUCGGGUAUCUCAAGAAGCUUUCAGAGAUGGAUGUCCCCGGUGGGAAGAAGCUACUCGAGAGGCUCGAAAGGGGGAAAAUCCGGUGUCUGUUUAACCGGAAAUAGUGAGAAAGAAACGAAAGGAACUCCCUCGUUUCUGUAUAAUGAAAAAUUCCCCUUUUUCCCCUUGUUCAUCCAUCUUCCUUGUAUGAUGUUCCAUUGUCUGUAUGAAACAAUGUAGUUAUAUAUGCUAUCAAUGUUUCUAUAUUUAUU